Molecule: messenger RNA, 1551 nt
Organism: Moesziomyces aphidis
Lineage: Eukaryota; Fungi; Basidiomycota; Ustilaginomycetes; Ustilaginales; Ustilaginaceae
Source: the annotation of a GenBank genome assembly
AUGUCGUCCCUCGGAACAGACCAGUCCUCCAAGGGCAUCGAGCUUCUCAGCAUUGCCGAUGCUGUCGCAACCCAAGAGUACCACGGCGAAACCGUCGGUCUAGGCGCGGGCAAGCUGCAGGCUCUUCUCGUCAGCAUCGAGCUGCACGACGCCGCCCAGCGUAGCCCGAGCGCCUCCACCAAGCAGCCCGACUACUCGACCGACCUCUGGCUCGUACUCUCGAUCGGCGACGACUUUUCGCUACCCAUUGCUGCCACCCAGACCAUCGUCCCUCAGCGCACCGCUACGCAGACCUCCUACGAGCUUCCGUCGCCCGAGCUCGAAGGCGCAUCCAUCAAGAUCAAGCUGCCACCCACCACCAGCUCGUCCGACAUCACGCGUUUCCAGCAGAUCCUUUCUCAGUAUGCUGCCUACCAGGACGACGACCGCUCGGAUGCAGGCAUGAUCGAGCUCAUGGACGAGGACGGCAAGGUCCUCGGCGUCAUGCAGGGCAACUUCACCGUGCGCGAGGCCGCCGCCAUGUCCGACUCGGGCAACGAAAAGGCGCCCGUCCUCAUCGACCUCCCUCCCGAGCCCACCAGCGACAGCGAAAAGCAGGACCUCGACGUCGACGUGCUCUCUGCCGACGAGAAGCGCGAUUGGAUGAUUCGCGGCGCCGACGUAAUCUCACGCACCAUCAUCAAGACUUCCGAAUUCGUCGGAGGCAAGAUCCAGGGCGCCGCCGACUCGUACAUGGCCAAGAACCCCGCUGCAGGCUCGUCCGGCACCACCACCCCGAACAACGAAAAGGUGGACGACGGCAAGGCGCAGGUCGCAGGCAAAGACCCGGUUCGUGUCGGCCCCAAGACCCAGGCAAGCGUGCGUCAGCUCCACCAGUGGUCGGGACAGGCGGUGCAGGUAUCGUCCAAGACCACCGGCGCCAUCCUCCGCGUCGCCGGCAACGUUGGUGACAAGAUCGGCCAGAAAACCGGCAUCCAGCGCAAGGUGCACGCGGACGGAACCUACGGUCCUGCUCCCACCGGCAUCCGUGGCUUCAUCAACCGCUCGCUCAUCGCCGCCAACACGGUGCUCGAUGGCAUCGACGCGGGCGCCCAGACGCUCCUCUACACCAGCGGUGAGGCGGCCUCCAACGUCGUCGGUCACAAGUACGGCGAAGAUGCACGUCAGGUGGCCGAGGGCAUCAGCCGCACGGGCAAAAAUGUCUUCAUCGUCUACAAGGACAUCCGCGGCGUGCGUCGCAGCGCGCUCCUCAAGGCUGCCAGGUCGCGUGUCAUGAAGGCCAAGCUCGACGACGGUCGCGAAGUCACCGUCCGCAUCGACGAGAAGGGCAAUGCGGUCGCAGACGCCGUCUCGCCCGCACCAGGCUCCUCGUCGACGACGGCCGAAAAGGCAACGGCUUCCAUCUCGGACAAGUCGUCCUACACCACCGCCUCCUCCACUCCCACCCACGCUGCAGACCCGCCUUCGUACUCGACCACCUCUGCUGGCUCCACACUUCCUCCCCCGCCCUCGCAUCCCUCCACCCGCCGCUCGCCGAGCCCAAAGAACUAG